Molecule: messenger RNA, 3141 nt
Organism: Astrephomene gubernaculifera
Lineage: Eukaryota; Viridiplantae; Chlorophyta; Chlorophyceae; Chlamydomonadales; Astrephomenaceae
Source: the annotation of a GenBank genome assembly
CCUCCGCCUUCUCAGAAGGCAUGUCGCUGGUGGUGGAGGCGGCUCCCCCGGCGGGGGCGGUGCGCUUCAUGUGCACGGUGGUGGAGACGCCGGACGGCCCCGUGUCGCUGCUGCCCUCCGAGGUGGAGUGGUACGACACGGAGCAGCUGCUGGCGGCUCACCGGGCGGACGUGGCGGGCUGGCUGGCGCUGAGGGACGGAGCGGAGGAGACGGAGAUCGCCUCCAUGCGCGCCGCAAUGCUGGCGGACGAGCCGGAGCCCUGGCGCGCCGUGUUCGACCCACGGGUCACCACCCCUCGCUCCGCCACCCCUCGUCUCCACACGCCCCCCCGCUUCAGCCGCAAGCUGACUCAUGCAGUACGACACGCGGCUGCACGGCUGUUUGGCGAUCUGGGUUUGCGUGACGUGGCGAGUGUGGAGGGGUGGGUGGAGCUGCCGGCGGGGUAUGUGGAGGGACUGAUGAAGCCGGAGGAUCCGCCGGAGGGGAGGUUGCUGUACGACGAAGAUCCCGAGAUUGUGAAUCGGGUGUACGAGGAGGAGGCUGCGCGCAUGGCUGCGGACCCGGCCCCCCUGGAGGACUAUUAUGACUACGGGUCUAGCUGGCACGCCGACCUCUCCCAGUUCGACCCUCCCCACCGCCUGCUAGCCGCCCGCAACGGCGAGGGAGCCACCGUGCGCUUCUCCGCCGUCAGCCCCGACCUGCCCCUGGAGCCCACCCACCCCGCCGUGCUGGCGGCGGCGGAGGUGGGCAUGCCGCAUGCAACGCUGCUCCGGAACCUGGCAAACAACGCGCUGAGGAGGGCGGCGGAGGCGGGCAACCCGAGGGCGCUGACGCCGGGGGUGCUGUACGUGUCGCCGGAGGAGGCGGUGGCGGCGGCGGCGGGCGCGGCGGAGGUGGCGGCGGCGUUGCAGGCGUCGGAGAUAAGCCCACAGGAGCUGCAGGCGAUGGCGGCGGAGGUGGAGGAGGAGGGAGAGGGAGAGGUGGAGGUGGAGGGAGAGGAGGAGGAGUUGGCAGUUGAAGAAGAGGCGGAAGAGGAAGAGGAGGAGGAGGAGCAGGAGGAGGCAGAGGCGUUGGAAGACGAUGAAGGAGAGCAGGAGGAGGAGGAUGAGGAGGACGAGGCUGAGGCGGCUGAGGCGGCGGGCAGGCAGGCUGCCAUGCUUGCUGCCGCCGCCCCGGUGCCGGUGCCCCCCCAGCCGCUGCAGCUGGCCAUGCCUCCUCAGCUGCCGCUCUACCACACGGCGGUCAUGCAGCACUGGAGGGAGGGUGACGAGUUCGACGCCUGGAUCGAGACGCACGACCCCGACUACUGGGGGGACGCGGAGGGGCCCAUCCGUGUGGGGGCGGCGCUGGAGGCCAUCCAGGAGCAGCUGCAGGAGGAGACGGGGCUGGAGCUGGGGAUUCACCCCGAGCUGCAGCACGCCCCGCUGGCCCCCGAGCUGCUGCUCAAUGUGGCGCAGGGCUACCGGCAGCAGCUGCUGCAGGAGGCGGUGGAGGCGCUGGGGGAUUUCGGGUCGGAGCUGUCUGCCCGCAUGGCCGCCCUGCCGCUGCAAGACGCGUUGGAGGCGGAUGCGGAGAUCUCCCUCACCCGCACCGCGCCCCUGCCGCACCCCGCCGCGCAGCUGCCAGAGGGAGUGCAGGGCAGCCUGGCCGACCCGCGGGUCGCUGCGCACUGGCAGAUGGCGGGCAUCUGCGAGCUGGCUGUGCGGCACGGGUGGGAGGUGCUGGAGGUGGUGGAUGCGGCGGAGGAGGCGGCGGCGGAGGCGGCGAGGAGGGAGGAGCAGGGGCUGCCCGCCCCCACCCCCGAGGAGGAGGCCGCUGCCGCCCUGGCGACCAGCUCGGAGCGGCUGCUGCUGGAGGCGAUGUGCGAGGGGGACGACGAGAUCAUGGAGCUGCGAACUGGGCUGACAACACCCGUGCAGGUGUACCUGAGGUUCAGGGCCCGCCAAGCCCGCCGCCCGCCCACCUCCCACCCGCUCACCGAGCUUGGUGAGAUGCUGCUGCAGGAGCAGCGGGAGGCGGUGGAGGGGCAGCAGCAGGGGACGCUGGAGGUGGUGGAAGGUCAGGUGGUAGGGCAGAAGGCGGCGGAGGGCCAGAUCACUGCUGCUGCUGCUGCCGCUGCGGGCUCCAAGCCCUCUCAACAGAUCGCCCUGGCUCUCCAACAACAGCAACGACAGCCGGCCGAGGAGGAGGAGGAGGCAGAAGAGGCGGAGGAGGAUGAAGACGAGGACGAGGGUGCUGCUGACGAUGACGGCGAGGGCAAGGAGGUCGACCCGCUAGCUGAGUACGCGCCGGGUCCCUUCGGCCCCGUCACCACCGGGCCCCUGGGCAGCGGCUCCCACCCCUCCGAGUACGAGUGGCACCGCCCGCCGGACGAUGUGGUGCAGCUGCCGCUGCAGAUCGCGGCGGCGGCGGAGGUGCUGGAGUGGGCGGAGGCGGGCGCGGCGCGACGGAGGGAGGAGGAGGCGGCCGCCGCAGCGGCACAGCAGGCGGACUUGGUAGAGGAGGGCAAGAAGGAGGAGAAGGAGAAGGAGGCGGACCCGAUGUCGGCUAGUAUCGCGGCGGUUGCGGACCUGGCAGCUGAGGUGGUGCUCAGCGGGCGGGAGGCGCUGCGGCGGUCGGAGGCGGAGGCGCUAGUGCUCAUGGAGAUGGGCUUCGAGACGGGGGUGCUGGACAUCGACGGACCCACGGGUCUGCCGCUGCUGGCCUCGCUGGGCCCCGCGCCUGACGGGCUGUACCGCGACCUGGUGGUGGGGUCGUACGGCAACCUGGCAGCCUCGCCGCCCUUCCGCCACCUGGCACCGCUGCUGGAGGGGGCGGCGGAGGAGGAGGAGCAGGAGGCGGGUGGGGAGGGUGAGGAGGCGGAGCAGCAGCAGGAAGAGGAGGGACUGGAGGGGGUGCAGGAGGAGGAGGAGGAGACGGAGGAGGAGGAGGUCGCUGCGGCUGCUUCCCCCGUGGCCAAGCGGAGCCGGGGCAGGCGGCCCAAGGCUGCCUCCGCUGCUGCCGCCGCCGCCUCUCCCGCAUCUGUCGAGGAAGGGGAGGAGCAGGCAGCCGAAGAGGAGGAGCAGGACAUGGAGGAGGAGGCGGAGGAGGAAGGAUGCGAGGAGUGCGAAGAGGAGGACGAGGAAUCCUGGCAGGACGACG